Messenger RNA from Clarias gariepinus (North African catfish), 3225 nucleotides. RefSeq names its product centromere protein J. NCBI's taxonomy places the organism in Eukaryota, Metazoa, Chordata, Actinopteri, Siluriformes, Clariidae. Gene Ontology annotation, molecular function: tubulin binding. The coding region runs from base 1 to 3033 and encodes 1010 amino acids. Gene Ontology annotation, biological process: cilium assembly; centriole elongation. The transcript has 17 exons. Gene Ontology annotation, cellular component: nucleus; centriole; centrosome. The record is from RefSeq and is a predicted model, not a curated record.
AUGUGGGCGAAAGUCCCUCCAUCAGGGAGAAGUUCUUCAGGAGCCGACCCUGAGAGGAAUCCCGACUCGAAUGGGCUUUCUGUCAGUGAGGAGAAGAUAAAGCAGCAGCAGCUUCCUCUUGCUGCUGAGGGUCAGAGAGUCCUUCAGGGGGAGCUGCAGUCUCACCCAAACCAACCUAACCACCAACAUCCACACAUCCACAGCGCGGCCCAAGAGCAGCUCUUACAGCUGCAGGUGAAGCAGCUCAAGAAAGCUCUUUCUGAACAGAAUGCACUGCUGAACUUCCUGAGCCCAGGAUUAAUUCUGCCCCCAGCUUUCUUAACCCAGUACCAGGCAUAUUCACUCGCACAGCGUCCUCUAACAGAUCCAGUGUCUCACGCAGGUGAUGUGGUGGAUUGCAGGAAGUGUGUUUCCAACACUGUGAUUAUCAGAUCUGGAGUGGAGCAGGAAGUCCCAGCUUGUGGUCCUCAGAUAACGCAGUGCACUGACAACAUGUCUCUACAGAGGGUUGAGACAGAGCAGAGACGUUUAACUCCUAUAAAGGAGGAAUCAUGUGAGCCGGGGGAGGAAGCAUGCACGGUCAGUCCUUUUGGAGUCAGGAACAAAGUCCCAGCCAAUCCAGAGGAAAGGCCUAUUCGCCCCGGACUCAGAGCGAUAGAGAAGACUUUUGAAGAUUUUGUUGAAGAGCAGCUUGAGUUGGAUAUGGAGGGUCUAAAAAAGGAUAAGCAGCUCAGAAUAGCAGAGAAAAGGAAUUUCCUGCGUAAAGGUGAUGGAAGAUCAAGAAUCAGUAAAAAUAAAGACACCUUCCAUAAAAUCCAUCCAGCCUCCAAAAACACAAAGUCUAAACCACCUCAAAGACCCUCAACACCAUCUCUUGUCCAGCACAGUCACAAUGCACAGAUAAACAGUCUUCUUCAUACUCAACAAAACGAUGGCCCAGCUCUGAAGAAUCUAUCCUUAAUGAGAAAAGAUAAUGCAAAGUACUCUGGCCAGAGAUUUGGCCAGGAGAACCUACUGAGGAACAAUGUUCCUCCACAUGAUGGCAAGUCUCUAGUUUUGAAUCACAGUAAACAUUCCUCUCAAAACAAUGAGGGACAUUCUAAGCAGCCAAUCACAGUUACCAAUACAAGCAGUACCAAUUGCCCAAUGGUUUCUGGUAGUAAUGUUGCUCAGAAGAUCCAUCUUCUCGAAAAACGAAGUGGUUUCAAAAAGGUAAAUGAUCGCAUUGUUCGAGUGUGUGACCUGGGCCAAGCAAACACCAAGACGCUAAGCUUGACUACGGAAAUAAAGCAGCUUCUUCUCCGUAGCACCUCUGGAGAAAAUGCUGGUGCUAUGGAAGAUCUCAAAAAUCCAAUGCCUGCUUUUAAUCUCAUAAAAAUGAACUCUGAUCACCAGAUGGAUCUAUCUGAUGAGGACUACGCCAGUGACGCUCCUAGUGACGUUGGUCCAAGUGACUGUACACAAUCCCUGCAUUGCUUCUUAGCUCAACUUUCCAGUUCAUCUGAAUCUGACGAUGGAAGUGACUAUGAGAUACAGCAGCUCGGCUGGUCUGAACCUCACAAACCCUCAGGAACUCUAAAAGAGACCAGCGGUGAGGCUACACCUCCCUGUGCCAGCAGCUUGGACCUUCUCGCUAGGAUUUUCCCUCAAGUUAAAUGCGAAGGAAAAAACAAAAUGGACAACAUGAUCAGGGAGAAAGACUUGAAAACUCAGCACUCAGUGAAUGGAAGUCAACCAGUAAAACCAGUAAAGAAAGUGAGCAAUGACCUGAUGAUGGACAAGAUGAAAACAGAACAGGAUAAAGCGCUGAAUUUCAUCAGGUCUGAAAUGGAGCGCUUAACUAAUAAUGACAAAGACAACCCGCAAAGCUUCAGAUCUUCAGACCGCACAUGUCAGGAUGCCGCAGUGCACCUUAAUGGGACUGAGGAUCUCAGAGACCAAAUCCAGUUUCUGAAAGAGCAGCUGAAGAGACGGGAGUGUGAGUGGUGGCAGGCUCACAGUGAGCUGCAGAGUCGGGUCGACGCCCUGACCAGAGAGAACCGGGUGCUGAUGAGUCGCCGCGUCGUUCAGGUCAGACCUCAGAGCUCGGGCAGAUCCACUCCUCAUCCUGACACUCAAAACCUGACAAGGACUGACUCCGUCAGCGAUUCCCAGGAAAAGACCAAACAGAAGAUUUCAUCUGCGAGACGAGACUCGUCAAAUUCAAGGACUUCCUUGGGAUCCCAGAGUCCAGAGGACAGGGACACGAUCCCAUACAGUGAGUGUGGAGAAAAGUGUGUUCAGGACUUAGGGAGGUCUGUGGAGAAACAGAUCCGGGUCGAAAGCAGGAACUCAGUGGCAAAAGGAUUGCAGAGUACAGCGAAAUCUGGGAAAUCUGUAUCUUCUGAGUCUGAUUAUGGAUCAACAGACAUGACUGAGGAUUUGCUCAAUUCUGAGAUGAAGCAUAAUGUCACUCAAGUUGUAGUGAGGGAGGAAACUCGUUAUCCAGAUGGUAAGGUAGAACAACUCCUGUCCGAUGGGUCACGUGUUAUUGUUUUUUGUAAUGGAACUAGAAAGGAGAUUGGAGCAGAUCAGAAAUCAAUCACGGUCACAUUUUUCAACGGAGAUGUCAAACGUAUUCUGGCUGAUGGGACCAUGGUCUACUAUUAUUGUGAUGCUCAGACGACUCACUCCACUUACCCGUCUGGCUUGGAGGUUCUGCAGUUUCCAAAUAAGCAACAAGAGAAGCGCCAUCCUGAUGGUACACGCGAAAUCCUUUUCCCCGACGGUACUGCCAAGACCAUGUAUCCUGAUGGCCGACAGGAAAGCCUCUUUCCUGAUGGAACUGUUGUCAAGUUAUUAAAAAAUGGAGAGAAAACAGUGGAGUUCACAAACGGCCAGCGUGAGAUCCACACGCCGCAGUACAAGCAGAGGAUUUACCCUGAUGGAACUGUUAAAACUGUCUACUUAAAUGGAAGGCAAGAGACGAAAUACUCAUCCGGAAGGAUUCACAUUAAGAACGAUGAAGACAUGAUGAUGAUGAACAGAAAGUGAAGGAAGUCUCAACGGGAAAGCCUUUGCCUAUUUUUAUACAAGAAGCGUGACAUGUACAGUAAAUCUCCAGAAACAUUGCAUUCUUCAAGAGAAUGAGAGGACCAUGAGUAAUGAACUAUAAUACCAUGAUAAUAAUAUUUCUUUAUUCAGUUCCAUAUUCCUGAUUCUCUUAAAAAUGUAUGUGGCAGAAAU